AUAUUAUAAGGACACGAGAUGGAGCAAGUGUCGAAGUCUGUCUGCUAUGGCGUAAUACUAAUAACAAUAUGGCGUUCAGUGGUGGAAUGUUUUCGAAUCUUGGACGUGUACCAACUGUUUUGGAACAAAUGCUUUCCGAAAUAUCUUUUCACAGAACUAGAGAAAUGAGGCAGUACGGAGCGGAGGAAAGUGGAUUUGUCCUCCUGAAUCCAACAACAUUUUGGACUGAUUUGUUUAUUAGACAUUUCUUGUACCAUAGAGAAGACCAAGUAAGAGAUGAUAUGCUUUUCUUUGUAAGAAAGCAACCUAAACAGAAGAAGUCAAGAUUUAUUCCACAAUUUGAGACAACAAUUGAAGUAUUCAGAAAGGACUCAAGAAAGCUGCCAAUAGGAGACCCGGAUAUAGAUUGGGAGGAAACUCUGUAUCUGAAUCUUAUUUUACAACAGUUUGAGUAUACGCUAACAUGUGCAAUAUGUACCAGAACGAGUCCUAAAGACUUGCAGAUUCUUAAACGACAUUCACAGAGAGUGUAUGCUUCCCCCAGUAGAAGAAGUAUGGAGUGUAAAGGAGAAGUUGAAGAAAUAGCCUACCCAAAUAUAUUUUUUAUGGUUGACAAUUAUGAUGAGGUGUUUCAAGAUAUAAUUGUCAGAGAUGGAGAAAUGGUAUGUGUAGAACUUCUAGCCACAGACAGGGAUGGCACACUUCAAGGUGUUGUGUUUCUAGGAUCUAUUCAUUAUGAAGCCUUAAAGAGAGUGUAUGAUGCUAGGGUAGGGAAACAUUAUUUUCUACCUAUGAUAACAAGCGAGUAUUUACACCAAGUUGUGUGCAUGAAGUUGAAACAUAACUCAGAAGAAGCUCACCAGGCUGGAUUAUUUUUAAGUUUGUGGGAAGGCCCUGGGGCAGAGAAUCCCUACCUUCAGAGAAGAAUGUCAGAUCCCAGCUCAAAUCUCAACAAUUUUGUUCGAGGCUGGAGGGCUAAAGAAAUUAAGAAGUCCCAGUCUGAAAAUGAAGGAGUAGAUUCCUUUGUUGAUGGAAUCAAUGAAAUUGAAGCAGGGGAUCUACGAGAUGAACUAGAUGAUACCACCUACAAUAGACUGUGGAUGAUGAGAGGAUUUGGUCAGGCUUAUCAUUUCUGGAAAGAAUCGCGCCGAGCUAAUUCCCCAGCUCUUCAUGCCUACCUCACAUAUGUGACUUUACCUUGGCAUCGUAUCAUUGGAGGUCUUCUAGAUACAAGACAAGAACCAGUUUUGAUAUUCUAGCACAAGCUGGCAUAGGAACUUGAACAUUCUUCAUGCUGUUUAGUGGACUUCUGCUCGUAAUUAAAAGUGAUGAAUGAAAUUCUCCUGCCUGUUCUUUGUGUGAUGUCUUAAUGCCAUCAGCUGUGAUGCCAUCACUUUUUUGUGCCAUUUAUUAAGGUACUUUCAGAGAGUUUUUUGUCAUAAAGAAAUCUCUGAAAUAUUAAGUUACAAGUACCCGAGUCUUUUUGCUAGAACCAGGAGUGUAAUAAGUAUGUGCUUUAAAUUUAUUGUCAGAAGUAAUAAUACAAUCUGCAUAUAUUAUAGUAAAAAUUAGUGUAAAACCAAAUAUAAGAAAAAACUUGAAUUUAAGAAGUUUGUGUAGCAUUUUGAUCAUUUGAUUAUAAGUAAAUUAAUUAAACCAA
Molecule: messenger RNA, 1660 nt
Organism: Limulus polyphemus (Atlantic horseshoe crab)
Lineage: Eukaryota; Metazoa; Arthropoda; Merostomata; Xiphosura; Limulidae
Exons: 11
Coding region: 69-1259 (396 amino acids)
Source: RefSeq, a predicted model, not a curated record